Messenger RNA from Ceutorhynchus assimilis (cabbage seed weevil), 2133 nucleotides. Lineage: Eukaryota; Metazoa; Arthropoda; Insecta; Coleoptera; Curculionidae. The record is from the annotation of a GenBank genome assembly.
AUGGUUAUGCUGGCCUUGAACAAACAAAUAAUGAAUAAUAAGGUAAUACAAAAAGCAGAAGCGCGAAAACGAAAGCAAAAUAAUACAAAUAUCUGCCUUCAACAAGAUCCUGAUUAUAGUCCAGAAAAUGAAAACGGUUCUUCCUCCUCAGAAUGUUCUUUGUCUUUUGCUGAUGACGAUAAUAAUGAUAGUGAAGCCUCACCUAAUCAACAAAGUGUGAAAAUUCCGCGUCUGGAUCGACAUGUAACAGCUGAUUCUGGUAGCUUGAGUUUCACAGAGCUGCAAGCCGAAAGCGAAAUUGAUUCCCAGUCAAACUUCAACAUGGUUAAGAAUAUUGUUGAUGAUAUUGUGAAUUUGUCGCUCGACUGUGUUGAAAAAAUUUUUUAUAAAUCAUUUACCAAGACAGGAAAUCCUCGUAAGCGACAAAGCUUUGAUAUACCUGCCAGUGAACGGAAAAAACGUAAAUUAACAUGUCAAUCAUCUCAGCAUAAGGUUAAAGGAACAUGCAAUUCUAGAACUUGUAAACGCAAUUGCUCAAGAUCCAUUGAUGCAACUCGCCAAGAAGUUAUUAAUAGACAGUACUGGACCCUUAAUAAACAAGAGCAGCGAUUGUUUGUUGGUGGCUGUGCAAGACAAAUCAGUAAGGGAAGAUGCACGACUCUUGCAGGACCUAAUUCUCGUCGUCAGAAUACGUAUAAAUAUUUUUUAACGGACUCUGAAGGAAUUGAGGUGAAUGUUUGCAAAGUGUUUUUUCUUUUAACACUAGGAUACACAAAAAAUGAUCGUUUUCUGAAAAAUAUUAGAGUCAAUUUAAAAACCAGUAUUACUCCUGCAGCUGAAAAAAGAGGGCACCGGCCUGCUAAAAACAAAAUUGAUAAAAAUCCAAUUAUAGAUCAUAUCAAAAGUUUUCAACCAAAUAUAUCACAUUACAGAAGAGAGCACGCUCCGAAGCGUUUAUAUUUACCCUCUGAUAUAAAUAUUGCCAUGAUGUUCAAGGACUUCAAAUUGAAAAACCCGGAUUUUACUGGAAGUUAUGAAUUAUACCGUAAAGAAGUGGCUGCAAUGAAUAUUUCGUUCGCCCAGUUGGGGUGUGAAGAAUGCUUCACAUGCACGGCGUUCAAACUCCACAAAAGCGAGAAAAACCAUGACGAUCCGUUUAGUUACAUAAACUGUGAUGUAUGCUGUAAAUAUCGUGACCAUAAAACUAAGUACACCAACGCACGAAAAGAAUAUGAGGAAGAUGCCAAUAAAAUAGAAACUGAAAGCGAAUUAAUAGUUUCGGUAGAUUUAGAGAAGGUAAUUAUGUUGCCAAGAGCAGAGAUGUUCAAGGAAGUGAUUUUCGUACCACGAAUUACAGUUUUCAAUGAAAGCUUUGUGCCCACCGGUAAGGGAAAAAAAGUAAAACCUCUAGGAGUCUUAUGGCACGAAGGCAUCGCUAAACGUAGUAAAGAAGACAUAAUUUCGACUUAUUACGCUUUUUUUUUAAAAAAUCGAGACAAAGAGAAUGUAACUAUUUGGAUGGAUAACUGCUCCGCCCAAAAUAAAAACUGGGCACUGUUUUGUUUUUUCGUAUACGUUGUUAGCUGCAAGGAAGUUGCUUUGAAAACUCUAAUAAUUAAAUAUUUCGAACCUGGACAUUCGUUUAUGUCAGCAGAUCAUUUCCAUCACCAGGUGGAACUAGCGAUGAAACAACAUAAAACAAUAUGGGAUUUUGAUGAUUUUGUGUCAUGUGUGGCAUCUGCAAACGGUGGCAAAACUGAUGUAAUAAAAAUGAAUUUGACAAAUUUUUUUGAUUGGAAAGAUUUUUCAUCCAAAUUCAAACUUAAGAAAGAGAAAUUUUAUUUCAAAAAUCUGACAAUGGCAGUUUUCACAAGAAAUGAAGGAAACUUUCAAUAUAAAACUGGUUUUGAUGAAGAGGAGUUCAAAUCGUUAAAUUUCCUCAAUAAUAAAGUUGUAAAGACAGGUAUUCCAAUGGCAAAUUCUAGAGAAAGAAACCAUGGGGUAGAUGCAACUCGAAGAAACACCUUAAUAUCUACCCUUGCACCAAUAAUUCCAAAAACCCGUCUUCAAUUUUGGCAGGAGCUAGAUGUUAACGAUAAUCCACCCAAUGACGAUGAUGAUGAUUCUGAAUAA